AUGGGUGCAAGAACACUGCGAUUGCCAAUCAUUACUGACAUCAAACAUAAAGGAAUGCAUUUCAUCAUAAUGGACUCACCUUCUAAGAAUAAUGUGCCUUAUUUUGUGGAGGAAUGCUGUAAACUUCAUGUUUCGGAUGUCGUUCGAGUUUGCGAAAACCGUUAUCCCAUAGAACCUUUCGAAAAGGCGGGAAUCUCUGUCCAUCAUUGGGAAUUCAGUGAUGGUUCACCUCCACCAGAAAAUAUACUUACAGAAUGGUUCACACUUCUCAGAAAUCGAUUCUACGGUGAAAAUAAUGGUGCUCAGGAAAACUCCAAAAAUAUAGAACCUGGUCCUGUUGCUGUUCAUUGUAUAGCUGGUUAUGGAAGGGCUCCAGUCCUAGUUGCUGUUGCAUUGAUGGAACUUGGAAUGUCCAGUGAAGAUGCAAUAGAACUUAUUCGCAAACAUGUAUUUAGGCUUAUCAGGGAAACAGGUGGUAAAAGGCAAAUGAUAAGAGAAACAAUCUCUGAGAAAAAUGGCACCACAAUUAGCUCCCUGGAUAGGUGAGUGGAACGCCGGAAAGAACAAUUGGAGCCCACAGCCACACUCAACUUAUCGAACAUCCAACACCUCCCUGAAUGGGAUAUAGACACAG
Messenger RNA from Trichobilharzia regenti, 634 nucleotides. Lineage: Eukaryota; Metazoa; Platyhelminthes; Trematoda; Strigeidida; Schistosomatidae. The record is from the annotation of a GenBank genome assembly.